Messenger RNA from Cadophora gregata, 309 nucleotides. RefSeq lists its product as uncharacterized. The record is from RefSeq and is a predicted model, not a curated record. The transcript has 2 exons. The coding region runs from base 1 to 309 and encodes 102 amino acids. Lineage: Eukaryota; Fungi; Ascomycota; Leotiomycetes; Helotiales; Ploettnerulaceae.
AUGCUCGACGCAAGCACCGAAUCGUCGGUAUCUCUACGGAUAUUGAAAGUUGAUGGUGAGACAGAGGAGGCCAAGAUGGAGGGCCCAAGUCCCCAUCUCCAAAAUGAGCGCGUAGAGUUGGGUGUUAAUUGGACGCCAGCCCCGAGGGCGGCGAGGGUGAGGGACGAUUGGAGGAGGGUGAUGGUGUGUUAUGGGAAAGAAUUAGAGAGGGAGAGGGAGAGGGCAGUGGAGAGACCGCCUAUGCCGGCGCCGAUUAUGAGGAUUUCCAUACCUGAGAGGCUUGUUGAGCAGGUUCGGGGUAAAACGUAG